UUUAUCUCGGUCGAAGCACGCGUCUAACCGCGACAUGAAUUCGACUUCGAACGCGCCUUCGUUCGAAUUUCGAAUGAAUUAACCGCGAAAAUAUAGUUUGUUAUUUUUUUUGUGGAACUCAUGUGUGGCCAGUGUUGAAAGUGCACGUGUUAUCUUCUUGCCAAUGAAAUAAAAGCGUAACUAUUUCAUAAGACCUUGAAGAUAACGAGUGUACUUUGUUAAGCAAUUUCUGACUGACAUGUAAAAUUAAUAGAUUCAGUGAUAUAAUGUGAAUGAAAAGGAAGUGAAAAAAAACUAUCACAAUGUGCAGCAAGGAUCAGUUCAGUCAUAUCCUUGGAAAGAUUAAUGUGGGCCUUCCGUCGUUUUCGCGCGGUCUGGAGGCGGCCGAGGCAGCACGCUCGCGCCUCGUGCGCUGGGCGUGCGGUGAUCCUCCCGAGGAGCCCGACCCUCCUCGCAAGAAGAUGCCGCACGCGCUCCGGCGAAGGUGGCCCUUGUGCCCCUGCUUUCAAAAUGAUGAGCCGCCGGAGAUUACAUACUGCGUGGUGGGCGGCGAGGGUGGUCUGGCACUGCAGGCCGUCACACCCACGCACCCCAUGCCCCCACAAGAGGAGUUGGACGCUAAGUUUGCCGAGCUGGUGGAGGAGCUGGACUUAACAGCAGUCAAUAAAGCAGCAAUGAUGGAGUUACCCGCUGCAAAGAAAUGGCAAAUAUACUGCAGCCGACGACCGCCUCCAGGUCAAGCCCCACCUCUGGCUACCGCACCUCAAGUUGAGGAGUACAUCAAGGCACUGAAUGAAAUCUCUGAUGCCUUUAUUUCAUCGGAAGGUGUACCACCACCGGAAGCUUGCGCCUUAGUAGAUGGAUUAAAAACUGCACUUCGAACCCGAGCACAUAGCUUCGUACUUCACUUUGUCAAGCAAGGCGGCUUGGGGGCCCUUCUGAGCGUGUUGCAACGUGCAUCAAGGGACGAUGCACUCACUAGACAUAAUCUCAUCGCAGCCAUAAAGGCUUUGAUGAAUAACUCGACUGGCCGUGCCCAUGUUUUAGCGCAUCCCACCAGUAUAGACCUGAUUGCACAGUCGCUAGAUACAGAGAAUGUGAAGACAAAAGUAGCCGCAUUGGAAAUACUCGGUGCUGUAUGUUUGGUGCCGGGAGGACACAAGAAGGUACUAGAGGCCAUGAUUCACUAUCAAAAGUAUGCCGGCGAGCGAGCCCGGUUUCAAGGGAUAGUGAACGAACUUGACCGCAGUACGGGGGCUUACCGUGAUGACCUCGGGGUGAAGACUGCCAUCAUGUCAUUCAUCAAUGCCGUCUUAAAUUACGGACCUGGAGAGGACAGUCUGGAGUUCAGACUGCAUCUGAGAUAUGAGUUGCUCAUGUUGGGGAUACAACCAGUAAUCGAAAAACUAAGGAAAUAUGAGAACGAAACUUUGGACCGACACAUCGAGUUUUUCGAGAUGGUUCGGAACGAAGACGAAAAAGAACUUGCCAGGAGAUUUGACAAAGAGCACGUGGACACCAAGAGUGCGGCGUCGAUGUUCGAGAUCCUGAGAAGGAAGCUUAGUCACACCGCUGCCUAUCCACACAUGUUGUCAUUGUUGAAACAUCUACUUCUGUUGCCAUUGGAAUACAAUCCUCACUCGCAGCACUGGUUGCUGGUGGACCGCGUGGUGCAGCAGGUGGUGCUGCAGCAGCCCGGCGCCGGCAGCCGCGCCAACAGCGAGCAGGGCAGCCUGCCAGAUGUCAACACAGACCCGGCCAAGAUCUAUGACCCUGACGUCGCUCCCCUUGAAAUUAAUGUAGGAGAAAUAGUGCACCUUUUAGCCAAAGAAGAAGAACUCGUUGCUGCCAGAUCAAAAGCCGAGAAUUUAGAACGAGAAAAUAUCGAUUUGGCUACGGAACUUGCCAAAAAGGAGAAGCAAGUUGACCAGCAGUCCCAAGAGCGCGAAGAACUGGAGGAUGUGGUGUCAAGACUCAAGGAGCGACUUGAGCGCGAGACCGCUGCGCACAUGGAGAGUGGCGAGAGGGCACGUGCUGCUGCCACCAGGGCGCUGCAGCUCGAACAGCAGUUAAAUCAAGAACGAUCUGAAAGAGUCAGAUUCGAGAAACUAGUCAGUGAAGGAAGUAUACCUGAUGACGCCAAGGUGAGCAACCUGAAGAGCGCAGUGAUAGAGAGCUGCGCGGCGCCGCCGCCGCCGCCGCCGCCGGCGCCGCAGCCGCCGCUGGCGCCGGGCGCGCCGCCCGCCGCGCCGCCCCCCGCGCCGCUUGCGCCGCCCGCGCCCUCCCUCCCCAAGCCCAAGAAGAACGUGCCCACCCCCGGGAACCCGCUCAAGAGCUUCAACUGGAGCAAGCUGCCCGACGCCAAGCUCCACGGCACCAUCUGGCAGGAGCUCGAUGACACCAAGUUGUACAACGCUAUGGAUCUGCAUACUAUCGAUAAAAUGUUUUGCGCGUACCAGAAGAAUGGUGUGCAGAAUGAGGGUUCCGUGGAAGACUUACGGCAGUUGGGAUCUAAGCCUCGAACUAAAAUCUUGUCUGUCAUAGACGGACGUCGUGCACAGAACUGUACUAUCUUGCUUUCCAAGCUUAAGAUGUCGGACGAAGAAAUAUGUCGAGCGAUAUUACGGAUGGAUAGCAAUGAACAACUACCCAUCGACAUGGUGGAACAGUUGCUCAAGUUCACACCCAGUGCCGAGGAAGCUGCAUUGCUAGAAGAACACCAGGACGAGCUUGACAGCAUGGCGAGAGCUGAUCGGUUCCUAUACGAGAUCUCUAAAAUCCCGCACUACUCGCAGCGCGUACGCACGCUGCUGUUUAAGAAGAAAUUCUCAGUAGCGGCUGCUGAAGCGCAGGCGCGCGCUUCCACCGUGCUGCGCGCCGCCCGCGAGAUGACGCGCUCGCGCCGCCUGCGAGCGCUGCUCGAGGUCGUGCUCGCGCUCGGCAACUACAUGAACAGGGGUGCUCGCGGCAACGCUUCCGGGUUCCGAUUGACGUCGCUCAAUAAGCUUGCUGAUACGAAGUCCAGCGUCUCGCGGAAUACUACCUUGCUACAUUACCUCGUAGAAAUGCUUGACACACAGUUCAAGGACAUCCUGCUGCUGGAGGAGGACGUGCCGCACGUGCGCGCGGCCGCCAAGGUGUGCGUGGAGCAGCUCGAGAAGGACGUGGGCGCGCUGCGCGGCGGGCUGCGCGAGGUGGCGCGCGAGCUCGACUACCACGCCGCGCUGCCCGCGCCCACCGACCACGACGCCUUCCUGCCAGUCAUGCGAGACUUCCACGCGCACGCCGUCUGCACCUUCACGCAACUCGAAGAUCUCUUCCAGGACAUGAAAAGUCGAUUGGAGAAGUGCGCACACACGUUCGGCGAGGAAGCAAGCGCGUCGCCCGAGCAGCUGUUCGGUGCACUGGACGCCUUCCUGCAGCAGCUGGCCGACGCACGCGCAGAGUGUGAUGCGGCCAGGCGACGCCGCGACGAAGAGCAGCGACGCACGCGGCACGAGCAGGAGCUUAAAAAACGCACUUUAGAACGCAAACAAGCCUCAAGCCUGCUUAGUUCUGUGGGAAAGUCGCUAGGCAAAUCAAAUGGAUCUGCAGACUGUAACGGCCAUGCCAACGGAGACACAUCUCGCGACGGCACCCUCACAAAUGGUCAGAAAGGUGAGUUCGAUGACCUCAUCUCGGCCUUAAGAACCGGGGACGUGUUUGGAGACGACGUAGCUAAGUUCAAAAGAUCUCGAAAAACUUCCAAAGCCAAUCAUAAAGGACGGGAUUCGCCACCGCGAGGGGUCUGCAGGGAGGACUCUAGAGAAAGACAAAAGAAUUGAAGAUUCGGCUUAAGCGAAAGGUUGUGCAAUCAACACUUGAAUAUUAUAUUUAAUUAAACUGUAAGCCUACAGCCGUAGAGUAAUUUCAAUACGUGAUAUAUUUCGUUUUAUGACAUUUUGAAUUUUUUAACGUGAUAAGACUUUUGAGUCACAAAUAUUGAGAUUAUAUACGAGUAUUGUGUGAGUAGGAAUCUUGUGGAACAAUGUAUGGCAAUUUAUAUGGCUAUUCUGUAAGGAUACCACACGUUAUCGAUAUCUAUUGACCACCGUAAGGGAACUGACGACUGGGUUGCUACGAUGAGCCAUGACUAAGAUAAAACAGAACACAGAAAGUAAAAUAAGAGAUACAUGUUGUUUUAUUUGUCAAAAAUAAAACUUUUAUAAAUCAAAUAAAAUUCUCAGCUCAUAUCGACUAUAAUGAGUGGGUUCUAGUUUCAAACCAGUCACUAGUUUGUUGAUGAUAAUAUAUCUUUAAUAAAAAUAGGAAAUAAAUAUUACUCGAAAGAAAUUAGUAAUUAUAUUGUAGAUAUUUAAAAUGGUUUAUAUGAGCCAUAGUUUUACAUGUAGUAAGCAUGGUGACUAGUUUACAAAAAUUUUCAACACCAAUAAUAUUGUGUCAUAAAAUUGAAUUAAGACAACAACGAAUAUCCGCGGCCAUUAUUUAGGUACCUGUUCCUUUAACUAUACAACAUAUUCUUAAAAAAAACACAAAUCUGGUGCCUAAAUAUGUAAGAUUUUCGGAUUAUUUUUAAUUUUUGACAAUUUGGCCUUUGGCUAUCGACUGAUGAAGUCAAAGACUGGCAUAUUAUUCCAUAGACCUAAUGAUAUAGAAUGUACUGAUAAGCGAUGUGUGAUUUGAAUAACCAUAGAGUAGUUACUGAUUUUUCAUUAGAGUUAUUGUAAUCAGUAGAAUUUGUUUGACCGUCCUUACAGUUGAUAUUUUAAUUUUUUUUUAAGUUUAAGAUUAGUUUCAAUAAUACCUCUAAAGGUGCCGGAAUUUAAGGACUGUAUCAAAAAGUUUUUCAUCGUUUUGUGUCAAAAAUGAUAAUAAUUAAUGUAAUGUAACGACGGUCCAAUUUAAGUAUAUUUUAAUCAGUGCAAACUUUUUACAUAUCUUCAAAUGUCUUGUCACACAAAGCACUACAAGAACUUUUGUAAAAUGUUAUGAAUUGACAAAUUUUUAUUAUAUUCAAACAAUAAUCACUAUAUAUAGGAAUUGACACGACGGGCUACCAACAAGUGGAUAUUGAAUUUUUUUAUAACAUUUGUAAUAACAAGUAUAUAAAAUUUUCGAUAAAUUUACAUUGUAUCUGACUUUGUCUAAUGAGUUCUCAUUACUAUUAUAUUUCUUACUUUUAAAUAUUUUACGAAGUGAUACAUGAAGUUAUUUUAUUUUUGUAAAUAUAAUUUUAAUUUGCCAAAAUUUGUUACCGUGACGAGAGGGAAAGAGAAUUUUAGUAAUUUAUUAAAAUUUCGUAUGUACCGAAGUUUAUGAUUAUGUAAAUUUUAUUGUUUUGUUCAGUAUUGUAUAAGCGUAUAAUAUAUUAAUGUAAUUAUUAUACCUACUUAUAGAGUAUUUAAAUUAAAUAUGUGAAACUA
This is a messenger RNA of Achroia grisella, 5423 nucleotides long. It is a transcript of the gene DAAM, whose product is annotated as disheveled-associated activator of morphogenesis 1-like. Gene Ontology annotation, biological process: actin cytoskeleton organization; positive regulation of actin filament polymerization. Lineage: Eukaryota; Metazoa; Arthropoda; Insecta; Lepidoptera; Pyralidae. The coding region runs from base 303 to 3824 and encodes 1173 amino acids. Gene Ontology annotation, molecular function: actin binding; small GTPase binding. The transcript is spliced from 21 exons. The record is from RefSeq and is a predicted model, not a curated record.